UGGUAGUGUUGCGGUGCCUGUCAGCGACCUGUCUGACAGCCGCGCGCCUACCGUUGGAGGAGGAGGAAGGCACGCGGGGACUAUCUAAAACCAGACAACUCGUCUACUGUCUGAAACUACAGUGAUUCCUCUUGUUUGGUCUGCUGUCUAAAUGAGAGCGUCAGGGUUACACAGGAGCGUUCGGCUGAGUAAACAAGAUGCAGAUUACCCUGGCUGCACAGGAAAGGCGUCUCUGACCAGGUUCACCGCAAAGCUCUAGAAAUGCACAAGGCAGGAGGGAACAUCCAACCAUAGGCCUCCAUUCUGAGUCUCAUCUGGUUGCUGCUCAUCGUUCACACCCUUAUCUAAGCUGUCAAGGAGAAGGAUUCCCCCAACUUGGCCAAACGCCGCAGAGAAGAGACAGUACUGGAAAAGGAGGGCGAGAGAGAGAGAGGGAGGGAGAGGGAAGGAAGGAGUGGUGAAAUGAAACGCGAGGGAGAGUGAGCCUGCGUAACCCAGAACACUGAGUGACUCCCCGUAACCAAGGACGGAGGUAGCAACGCAUCGCAAACGCCACUCUCGCACGCCCACGGAGCCGUCUGAAGAAAGAGGGAGGCAGCCACUCUACUCACAGGGACUGAGCCGUGCCCCCGCAGGCUGAGCCGAGCGCCCACGUUUGGUGAGGGCUGUCUGGGCAGAGAGGACGACCGUCUGGCCUUGACCGACCGCCUCCAGGGUGGACAGCGCCAAACGUUAGACCGGCGAACGGGAGGUCUGUCGACCGUACGGAGGGACUUACCUCGUAUCUCAGGGGCUUAAUUGCUUCUACCUCCGGUCGGAGGUCCAUAUUUGCAUGUGUUUGGUCGAGGAGGAAGCUGGAGGCUUGUAAAGGGGCUUCUCUUUGCUCCGAGGUGGAGUGGGGGGGGGGGGGGGGGUGUCGCGUGCUGUGUGAGCUGAACUAACAACCACCAUGGGUAAAUCCAACAGCAAGCUCAAACCAGAGGUGGUGGAGGAGCUGACCAGGAAGACCUACUUUACAGAGAAAGAAGUGCAACAGUGGUACAAGGGCUUCAUCAAGGACUGUCCUAGUGGUCAGCUCGAUGCUGUGGGCUUCCAGAAGAUCUACAAGCAGUUCUUCCCUUUUGGAGACCCCACCAAGUUCGCUUUGUUUGUCUUCAACGUGUUUGAUGAGAACAAGGACGGACGCAUCGAGUUCUCCGAGUUCAUCCAGGCCCUGUCGGUCACCUCGAGGGGAACGCUGGACGAGAAGCUGAGAUGGGCGUUUAAACUGUAUGACCUGGACAACGAUGGCUUCAUCACAAGAGAUGAGAUGUUGAACAUUGUAGACGCCAUUUAUCAGAUGGUGGGAAACACGGUCGAGCUUCCAGAAGAGGAGAACACACCUGAGAAGAGAGUUGAUCGCAUUUUUGCCAUGAUGGACAAGAAUGCUGAUGGGAAGCUGACUCUGCAGGAGUUCCAGGAGGGAUCCAAGGCAGACCCCUCCAUCGUACAAGCUCUGUCUCUCUACGACGGCCUGGUGUAGACCUGGAAGAUGGUCCAGUCUGGCACCAGCAGACUUGUAGCUGUGGAGGAUGCCCCCCCCCCCCCCCCCCCUGCCCCUCCCCAGCCUCUGGUAGCAGACGGGCUCUGGGCUCGGGGUGGGGGGAGGGGGGGAGACAGACAGACAUUGGCUUGCAUGAGAUUCCAUGUCGUCAGCUGCACAUCUUCAUCUCCACCAUAGUAAAACAACACUGACCCCUGUGACGUCACAGAAGAGGAGGAGCUAUGAGGAGAGCCCCGCCCCCCCACAGCGUGGUCUGUGGUCCUCUCAGAAGACUGUGGCAGCAGAGGAAGCGUCCACGGUCACGCUGUGGAGUGGAGCCUAUCAGAGAGAAAGUUCCGGAAAGUAUUUUUCCUGGUAGUCCCACCUGUUGUGUGUGUGUACCCCUGAACUAAGUCCCUGUGGCAUCUCCAGCCGUCUGAGCACCACACCUGGACACGUCUUCAGGACCUGGGGAUGUGUUUGGAGAGAAUGGAGGCCAAUUAGAUGUAUUCCCAUGUCAACACAGAUUACAUGCCAACGCAAAUAUUGCUUGUCAUAUUUUAUUAUCUUUACGUUAUUGGUUGGAGUGUUGUCAAUCAAAGAUAUAUUUUUUUUUAAUGAACGCUUGUUUUUUGGGUGUGUUUUAAUUUAAAGAAAAUUAUGAACAGCUUUUUUUAUAUUUGUGGUGUGUGUUUUUUCGUGUUUCCUCAUCCAACGGCCCCCAUGUAGCCCCGCUAGUACCCCUUCCCCUGAACAGCAUGCCAUGCUACACGGCUCAAUCCCUCACAGCUGACACAACCCAAACUAGCAUCGUCAGUUCCAGCGACAGUUAGUACUCCCUGUGUGGACAACCAGCCUCGGUUGGCCGUGGAGACACAGACAGGCAGAUUGUCGUUGUGAAGCUUUUGCAGGCUGUGUGUUUAGGAGAAUUGUUCUGUUGAGGCGGAAUCCAGCAUGUUAAAAACAUUUUUUUUUGGUCAGUUAUAUCGUUUCCUACUAGUCGGUGUUUAACUAGCUCUCUGAUUCAGCCUUAUGCAAGUGAGGUCACUGUAAUGUAAUUUCCUCUUUGUAGUGUUAGAGCACAAUAAAUAAAAAAACAUUUAAC
This is a messenger RNA of Hypomesus transpacificus, 2627 nucleotides long. RefSeq names its product neuronal calcium sensor 1b (gene ncs1b). The transcript is spliced from 10 exons. The coding region runs from base 950 to 1522 and encodes 190 amino acids. Gene Ontology annotation, molecular function: calcium ion binding; calcium sensitive guanylate cyclase activator activity. Lineage: Eukaryota; Metazoa; Chordata; Actinopteri; Osmeriformes; Osmeridae. The record is from RefSeq and is a predicted model, not a curated record.